This is a messenger RNA of Cyprinodon variegatus (sheepshead minnow), 1659 nucleotides long. RefSeq names its product sodium-coupled neutral amino acid transporter 2-like. Gene Ontology annotation, biological process: L-glutamine transport; amino acid transmembrane transport. NCBI's taxonomy places the organism in Eukaryota, Metazoa, Chordata, Actinopteri, Cyprinodontiformes, Cyprinodontidae. Gene Ontology annotation, molecular function: L-glutamine transmembrane transporter activity. The coding region runs from base 1 to 1338 and encodes 445 amino acids. The record is from RefSeq and is a predicted model, not a curated record. The transcript is spliced from 13 exons.
AUGAAAUGCCUGAACACUCCUGGAGAUGACGACAGCUGCAGCUCCAACAGCAAUGACUACCCCGACUAUGGAAAGAAGGUUCCUCUGGAUGGUAAACUACUUUGGCCAUUUUUUUCUGUUUCAUAUAUUUUUUGUUUCUCUUGUGUUUUCAGGAUUCUCCUGGCGUCUGUUGCCAUUUUCUCCUUGUAUUCUGUCCACCUAUUGUUAAAAACAGCCAUAGAAGGAGGUGCCAGUGUUUAUGAGGAGCUGGGUUACAAAGCCUUUGGGAUGCCAGGAAAACUUGCAGCUUCCUGCUCCAUCACCAUGCAGAACAUUGGAGUCAUGUCAACCUACCUCUUUAUUAUCAAACAUGAGCUGCCCGUUGUUAUUCAGACUUUUACUGGAGCAAAUAAUGGUGAAUGGUACAUUAAUGGAGAUUACCUUGUUCUGCUGGUUUCGGUUAUUAUAAUCCUGCCCCUCUCUCUGCUUAAGAAUUUGGGUCAUCUUGGUUACACCAGUGGUCUGUCUCUUCUCUGCAUGGUGUUCUUCCUGAUUGUUGUGAUUAUUAAGAAGUUCGAGAUACCGUGCCCUCUGCCUAUGACUGAUCAUGUGAAUGAAACCUUGCUGAACAUCACCCACCACAGCGACAACACCACCACCGAUGAUGACACUUGCAGACCUAAAUAUUUUGUCUUUAACUCACAGACUGUCUAUUCUAUUCCCAUUGUUACCUUUGCCUUUGUGUGCCACCCUACCCUCCUACCCAUGUAUGAGGAGCUCAAAGACCGCUCACGCAGAAAGAUGCAGAAUGUUGCCAACGUGUCCUUCCUGGCCAUGUUCAUCAUGUACCUGCUGGCUGCACUCUUUGGAUACCUCACCUUCAACAUCCAUGUGAAACCUGAACUGCUCCACACCUACUUCAAGUACUUCAAGCAUGAUGUCCUCCUGUUGGUGGUUCGUCUGGCUGUACUGGCUGCUGUCACACUCACAGUCCCUGUGGUGCUCUUCCCUAUUCGUACCUCCAUCAGCCACCUGCUGUUCUCAACCAAGGACUUCAGCUGGAUCCGACACAUUAUUAUCACUGUAAUCCUGCUUGCAGGAACCAACACUCUGGUCAUCUUUGUCCCCAGCAUCAGAGAUAUCUUUGGCUUCAUCGGUGCCUCUGCUGCUCCAAUGCUCAUUUUCAUCCUACCCUCAGCUUUCUAUAUCAAACUUGUCAAGAAGGAGUCAAUGAUGUCAGUGCAAAAGAUUGGGGCUACAUUGUUCCUGAUAUUAGGAUUCUUUGUCAUGUUUGGCUGCAUCACUCUGAUCCUUAUGGACUGGAUCUCCAACAGUGAGGUCGCCGAUCAGGGCCACUGAUGCUCCAGCUCUUCUGCUUGAGAGACACUGAAACACAGAUUUUCUUUCAAGCUUGUUUUCUAUACUGCCAAAAUAGUGGUUUCCUAGAGAUCAUACAGUUUGUCAUUUUUGACAAAAACUGGUAAGACCUUCCUACCAGCCCGCGGUGAGAGCAUUGACCACUCUCACUGCAUGGAUUCUACCGCUUCAUAGCUCUUUCCUUUCAUGUAAAUUAUUUUCUUCAAAAGGACUGUAAAAUAUACUGGUAUUUAUAUAUAUAUAUAUUUGUUUUGAUUAAUAUAAUAAAAAGGAGCAUUUUAAUGACUUUUGACACUAAAUAAU